This is a messenger RNA of Cryptosporidium muris RN66, 4986 nucleotides long. RefSeq lists its product as uncharacterized. The record is from RefSeq and is a predicted model, not a curated record. NCBI's taxonomy places the organism in Eukaryota, Apicomplexa, Conoidasida, Eucoccidiorida, Cryptosporidiidae. The coding region runs from base 1 to 4986 and encodes 1661 amino acids. The transcript has a single exon.
AUGAAUAUUCAAGAAUAUCCAGCUGGAUGUAGCAAAGGAAAUGAGAAAUACCAACAAGUAUUAGGAGAUACUAUUUUAACAGAAAAUAACAAUAGUUUAAAUAGUGCUCUGCAAUUUGUGGAUUGUAAUUGUAUAAGGCCUAUGAUUUAUUUUCUUAAGUCAAUUCCAUCUGGAUUUGCACCUCUUUCUCCAAAUUCUUUGGCAAUUUUACUUGAGCAUAAUGAAAAUGAGAAUAUCACUCUAAUUCAAAAUAAUUCACUUUUAGCUACAAAUUGUCUAAUUAAAGAUUCAGAUGCUAGUUCCAACUCACCUAAAUAUAGUCAAUGCAGUUUGAAAUUAGAAAGUGAAGGUUUGAAAUGUGGAGAUCGAAAUAACAACACUUUAAAUAAUAAAAGUUCAAAUAAGUCAUUAAAUAUUAUAGAUGAUGAAAGUACAAACACUCAAGAUGAAAAGUGCUUUAUCAAGGAUUCUGAAAGUUGUAACUUGGGUGAUAAACAUAGUAAUUGCAAUAUUCACAAAGAACCUGAUGCUAUCAAUAGGCAAUUAUUAUAUUCAACUCAAUCACAUAAAGUGGAAGAUUUUCAGAAUAAAUGUUUAAUCAAAGUUCAAAAUACUAAUAAUAAAGGUAUUCUAAAUAGUUUAGAAAAAAGAAAUGAUAUACCAUUUAAUAAUAUCUUUACAAAUUCAGAUGGGAAUUUAAAUUUUAUACAGAAUCAUGUUAAUGUGAGACAAUAUAAAACUGUAAUAUCAUUGGAACAGAUGAUUUUUAUCUAUAAUCUUGGAGGUAUAUCUAGUGAAAAUGUCUGGACUGCUUUAUUUGGAUGUCAUGAUAAGAAUAAAAAGGGUAAAAAAUUUCAACUACCACCUUUUAUGACUAAUAAAAUUCUUAUAGAUGCAUAUACGAAGAUUCUAUCACGUUCUGAACCACAAAGUAAUGCGAUUCAUAUCUAUAUGUAUUGCAGAGGUAUAUUUAAGGGUUACUGUACUGAUAUAGUAGCUCCAAGAAUUCUUAUUCAUGCAAAUAUUUUUCUUUUGUGGAAUAAUACAUUGAAAAAUGGAAUGAUGCAACAGGACCAACAAUCUGACCUAUCGAAUUAUAUUCAUCCAUUAUAUUCAAGUUUAGUACAGGGAACACUUCCUAGUUUGCUUGUGUUGCGAGCUUUAGAGGAAGAAUUUUCCAAAUAUAAUGUACUAGUACAUUUUAUUUUGAGAAUAUUCUCAUCUUUGGAUAGGAAUUAUACUCAUAUAUACUCUCACUUUCCUACUUUGGGAAUUACAUCUUUGCUAUACUUUUACCGUUGUGUAUUUUUACCUUUGGCUUCAUCCUUCACAUCAGCAUUUCUGAAUAUUGUUACAAUAGAAAGAGAUUAUUUUUUGAAUAAUGUGCUUAAAUUACUACUUAUACCAAAUAAAGAGAACUUAAAUUAUUUAAACUGCUGUAACAAUUUAGAUGAUGUGCAUUCAUUCAUGAGAUUUUCAAUAUGUAAAAAUCAACAUUUACCUCGUUAUCCAGAUAAUAUUAACGAAGUAGCUAAAGAUUGUCUCAAUUAUAUUUCUCCCCGUCCUUUUGAUUUGGUUUUAUAUGAAGUUAUUAAUAAUAUAAUUGUUGCAUUAAGUAAUAAUGCAAGUAGUCAAGCAGAACUAAAAAGAAUAAAGACGAUAUUUUUGAACUCAGAUAUGGUUAAUAAUGAUAAGAAUUCUAAUAUUGAAAAUUCCAACACAAUGAAGUUCAAUUAUACAAGAGAUAACAGGAUUUCUGUCCCUAUUGACAUAUCAACUGACAAAUCUUUAGAUCAUCCUUCAGGUUUAGUAUGGUUUUCGUCAGGUAGUAAUGAUACCAGUAUAUAUGUAAAUACUAUAGAAGAGCCAUUUUUAAAUAAUACACGCUCUUACUAUUGUGAGAAAUUGGAUAAUAUAUUUAAAAUAUUGGACCUACAUAAGUGUUGUAUAUUAAUUCACUGGAUUUUAAUUGAAGAAGCUAGAAGACUUCAUAGAUAUUUCCCAAUCAAGACAUUUUCAUCUCUAAUGAAGAUUGUAGAAAGUGUGUGUUUUCAUUUUUUAGGUAAGAAAAUUUUGGAUUAUCCAAGAUCUAUUGAUACUCAGAUUUCACAAAUAUCUAUGAUACCUAAGUCAGUAAUAGAUCCAGGUACUUUAAAAGAUUAUCUUCAUAAAAGGAGUUUAUGUUACUUGAGAUCUAUUUAUGACUUGGUACUUAGAGAUCCUCUUAAAAACUCUUCUUAUAAUAUAAUAAAAAAGUUACUUAAUGAAAAGGAAUUUGACAAUAAAUAUAAAAGACUCGAAUUUCCUUUGAACGAUGGCUUUGUAAAUUUUUCUAAAUUAAGUGGCAAAGGUAUUAAUAGAAUUUCUUGUAUGAUUUCUCUAUUUUCUGUAAUAUAUGAAACUAUAUUAGAUGAUGUGCUAAUAGCAAUGAGAACUUGCAGAGAUUCUUUUAAAAGUGAUUCUAUUUGUACACUUUUUCAAAUUGGAGAUCGAUUUUGUGGUAUACAAAUUGUCCUCGCCAUAAUGAAACAAUAUAAACUAGUUGCUAAGGCUUCAUUUAAAAAUGAUUUAAUUAUAAAUAGAGUUAUAAAUAGAGGAAUAUAUGAUGGUCUUGUUUUAUAUAUACAAGAUUUAACAUCUAAAAGUCAAAAGUAUAUUUUAAUGCUAAUAUCUUUUUGGAUAAACUCAUUUAUAGAUACUAGAGUUUUGCAAUUAUACAGACUUGUAUGUGAUGUGGCGUUAGAAGAGGAUUUUCCAGGAACUAAGGAACAUAAACAAUGUGACUCAAAUGAAAAGUCUUCUAUUAAGAUGUAUAAAUCUCCGAAAAAGGUCAGAAUACAUAUUGAUAGUUCUAAUAAUUUUGUUAAUACUUCAGUUGAAUUAUCUAAUAACUACUUUAACUUGGAUAAAGUUUUACUUACUGAUAAUGAAGGAUCUAUAACAUAUAAUUUAGAUAAUUCAGAAGUCUUAUCUUGUAUAUCUAAAGAAUUCUCAAAGAAAACUAAUUUAAAAUUAUCUUCUAAAGAUGAUCAAUUGAACUUCUCUACACAGGAAAGUAGUUUUGAAAAUAUAUUAAAAAAAAAUUGGAAUAUAGGAUCAUUUGAAAGGAACGGGUCACUUUUCGAAAUAAAGGAAUCUUUGAAUACUUUUGUUGACCAAUGGUUUAUUUCAAUUUCAUCACGUUUGUCUAUAAAUUUAACUGGUAAAAAAUAUUUAAUUGAUGAAAUAAAGUCAAUAACUACAAAAUUAAGAGAUCAAUCAAAGUUUGAGAUUUUUCUGGAUCAGACAAUCUCAAGUAUAGAACUUUUGAAAUUACUUCCAAAUAAGGAGACUGUAAUAUCUCAAUUUAAAGAUCGUUUUUUGAAACGUUUAAUGGUUUUAUUAUAUAUUAACAGUAGUUCAAUGAUUAACGAAAAUAGAUUUACUAACAUAUUCUGUUUAAUUUGUAUUGAAGAUUUCAUUUUAUCUUAUAUGAAUGAUAAUCCAAUAUUUCAUGAAAGCUACAAUUUUGAUAUAGAUCAUUGCUAUAAUGACUCCUAUUUAGGUUUACCGUUUAAUGUUUCUGUAAAAAGUAUUCAGGGUAUUUUGGAUGAUUCACUCAAUAUGAUACUUUCAUCAGCAGUAAAUGAUCAAAUGAUAUCUGUACUGUUAACUACAUAUUUUAAUUGGCAUAAGAACUCAUCCUUGAACUAUUUUGGCGAUUUAAUAAAAUUAUACUCAAAACUCAAAUUUCCAAGAGCUGUAGAACCCCAUAUAAUAAAUUUUGAGCAGCAAUAUAAAUUAAAAUAUCCAUAUAGGAAAAUAUCUUGGUUAUGGGAUUGUGGUUUUGCAAUUAUACAAGUUUCUGGAUAUAGAGAACAAUAUAGUAAUACAUCUUUAUCUUUUAUAUUUAUAGCCCCUUUAUUAAUUGUUCUUGUUUUGAAUGUAUUUAAUAAAAAAACUUCUCAAGGAUUUUCAUUAAGUUACAUUCUUGAAGUUACGGGACUUACGUUAAUUGAAGGAGUAAGGAUUAUUUUGAGCUUAUUCCUUCCUGAUCAGGAUUUAUUAGAAGUGACUAAUGCUAAAACUAAUUGUGGAGAUAUACAAAAGUGGAAUACAUGGCUUCAUCUAAAUACUAUACUUAGAUUAAAGGCUUACCCAAAUCUCAAAUUAAAAGAUGUUAUUUUCUUAAGAUUAUUACCAAGGGACUAUCUAAGUAAUGAUAGCAGAAAUUCCAUAUUUAAUUUAGGUUUUAAAUUAAACGGUGACUUUUCUACUAAAAUUACUAGAAGAUUAAGCUUUAAUAAUUAUGUGCAUAAUAAAGAUAAUUACUUAUCUAUUUUUAAUAUUCCCAAUAUAAAUCAUUCAAUUGUAAAAUUAGCUUCACCUUGGGAAAUAUCAAUUCAUAUUGAUGAUGACUCUUAUGAGGACUAUUUCAAGAUUUCCUCUAGUCUUACUGAAUCAGAUAACGGAUAUUUAUUGUAUAUGAAAUCAAAUUUAGAGGAUGCUGACAGUUCUUACAAUAUUUGUGCAUCUGACUUUGCAGAUGGCCAUAUUUCUGAAGAGAACUCUUCAAUAUUUGAAACUGAUUCAUCAUAUUGGGCUAGGGAUGAAAUGGGAGUUUCAUGUGAAGAAUCUAUUCGAUAUAAUUCCUCAGCUACUCAGGGUGAAACUGAAUAUUUAUAUGGCUUCAUAAAGCGUAGAUGUAUAGAUCUUCAAAAUACAAAUAAGUCGAAUAGUCUUAACUAUACAGAAACAAAUCUAUUUGAUUAUAUAUGUAUUAUUGAAGGUCUUAUAGUUCGAUUAAUUAAAAAGGAAAAGUUACAAACAUAUUCUCAAAUAACUCGUUAUAUUGAAGAAAAUUGGCGUUUGAAACAUUUUGUACCCACAAAUCAAAGUAUAGAUCAGGCUCUUGAGAAACUUAUUUCUAGAGAAUUUAUUGAAGUCCAAGAUCUGGAAAAAAGGAAUUCCUUUUCCAGCAAUACAACUUUUGUUUAUAUACCUUAA